CCCUGCUACCCACUGUGCUAUGCUGGGCAGAGCGACCAUGAGAGAAUAGAAACCUGGAAAGGUGACAGGAGGCACAAAUAAUCGCUCCAUCCUUGAGCUAUAAUUUUUAGAUCAGUCCAAGUGCAAGAUCAGUGAUGGAACCAAAUGAUAAAAGGAUCACUAGGAAUGAAAAUUGCAGGAGGAAUUUAUGUCAUUGAAAUGUACGAUUUGCACUUCUCAAUGGACUCUGGUUAAAAGUAAUGGGAAAAAACAUCCAUAAAUGAAGAGGAAAUGAAACCAAGAACUGUAGCCCACAAACUGAGAAUUUAUUUACAAGCAGAGUUUGGGAUGCAAAUAAUACUUUUUGGAAGUUUCACGUUAGAGCUGAUUCAUAUCUGAGUGCAAACGAAAAAAGACUAAGGAAACAGAAGCAAAGGAGAGGACGAAAAAAAGAACGUCAUAGUGCAGCCUCUCUGUCAGCUUUCCUAAACAUGGGACAGCAAUUAAGUGAGGAUUCUAGCAAAGUAGAAAUUGAUGUGGCAGAGCUUCAGGAGUGGUAUAAGAAGUUUGUGGUAGAAUGCCCAAGUGGAACUCUUUUUAUGCAUGAGUUUAAGCGUUUUUUUGGCGUGGUGGACAAUCAGGAAGCUGCUGAUUAUUUGGAACAUAUGUUUAGAGCGUUUGAUAAAAAUGGGGACAAUACAAUAGAUUUCCUGGAAUAUGUGGCAGCUCUGAACCUUGUGUUAAGGGGGAAAUUGGAGCACAAGUUAAAAUGGACAUUCAAAGUUUAUGACAGAGAUGGAAAUGGUUGCAUUGAUAAGACAGAGCUCCUGGAGAUUGUGGAGUCUAUUUAUAACUUGAAGAAGGUGUGCCGUCAGGGACAGGAUGAUCGAAUUCCUUUACUCUCACCUGAAGAAGUAGUGGAUAGGAUAUUCCAGUUGGUAGAUGAGAAUGGAGAUGGCCAACUAUCAUUGGAUGAAUUUAUUGAUGGUGCUCGUAAGGACAAGUGGGUGAUGAAAAUGCUGCAGAUGGAUGUGAGUCCUGGGAGUUGGAUAACAGAGCAAAGAAGGAAGAGUGCUCUAUUUUAAACCAGUCUGGCUCCUUAGCUCCUGCUGCUUGUCGAGGAUGUGAAUAUCAUAACAGGAAGUUGUUGUAGGUGGUGGAGGAACAUAGCACCUGCUGCGUUUGCUUGGAUUUUAAGUAUCGAAGCUUGGUUAUACACAGUUUGAAUUACUCAUUACUGUCCUGAGAUAUUUAUUUUGUGAUCCACAGUUGUUACUUUGAUCUGGAUUAAUGCACAACGCACCAAGUCAUCAAUACUAAACUUUAUGGAAACCUACAGUGGUCCAAACUCUUCACUUUCAGUCUUGGGGAAUGCAGAUAAGCAGGUGCUAGUGUACAAAAUUCAUGCCUAUCAUCACUUUAUGAUUUUUUUUAGACCAUAAGCUCAAUUUUUAGUAGAACACUUAUUGCCUCUUGUUCCUACAUGUCUACACAUAUUUGUAUUUUACCCAGUGUACAGCACCAAGGAAUACAUAGGCAUUUUAUAUAUAU
Messenger RNA from Pelobates fuscus (common spadefoot toad), 1530 nucleotides. RefSeq names its product guanylate cyclase activator 1B (gene GUCA1B). The transcript has 4 exons. Gene Ontology annotation, molecular function: calcium ion binding; calcium sensitive guanylate cyclase activator activity. NCBI's taxonomy places the organism in Eukaryota, Metazoa, Chordata, Amphibia, Anura, Pelobatidae. The record is from RefSeq and is a predicted model, not a curated record. Gene Ontology annotation, biological process: visual perception. Bases 471 to 1064 code for a protein of 197 amino acids. Gene Ontology annotation, cellular component: cone photoreceptor outer segment; photoreceptor inner segment.